GCUGUUCUGCUGUUUGGUUUAUCAAUUUAUUGUUUUUUUCUCGUUAUUGAUAUGUUUAAUGGAUGUAUUAUUUGCUAGUAAAUAACGCCAUACAAAAUUCAAGUCAAAGGUAUCUGUAGUUUUACAAGUUCUGAAGAACCUUGAUUGGACAACUGUUAUUAUCGACCUGUCAAGAAGACAUUUUUUCGUCAAGCUGUUCACACAAAUUUCGCAAAAUAGGAGACGAAAACCCCUUCAAGUUCUCCAAUUUCAUAUCGAAUCUACCACCAAUCGGUGGUGGAGCGAUGCCACGGUGCAGCAAGCGCACGCGCAGCGCGGCGGGCGGCGGCGGCGCGGGAGGCGACCUGCUGCCCGGACACACAGCCAUAGACGACCACCAUCAUCAUAAACGAUCAAGAAAUACUAGCUCACGUCGACAUUCCAAAUCAGAAGAUACCAGUUUCAGUGUUAAGAAAUGUUUAGCUUGGUUUAAAGAAUAUACUACGGUCAAUGAGCCAGAUGUUUUAGGUCCUGAAGGUAUGGAAAAAUUUUGUGAAGAUCUCGGAGUGGAUCCAGAGAAUGUUGUGAUGUUGGUGAUCGCAUACAAAAUGGGCUCCAAACAGAUGGGGUAUUUCACGCAAGAGGAAUGGGUGAAAGGUUUAACAGAGCUCCAAUGCGACAAUGUGCACAAAUUGCAGAACAAAUUAGAAUAUUUACGCAGUUUACUCAAUGAUCCACAUAUAUUUAAGGCUGUUUACAGAUAUUCGUACGAUUUCGCUAGGGACAAGGACCAGCGGUCGCUGGACACGGGCACGGCGCGCGCGCUGCUGGGCGUGCUGCUGCCGCGCUGGGCGCUGCGGCCGGCGCUGGGCGAGUUCCUGGCGCGCGAGCGGCGCUACCGCGUCGUCAACAAGGACCAGUGGUGCAACAUCCUGGAGUUCUCGCGCACCGUGGACGCGCACCUCACCACCUACGACGCCGACGGCGCCUGUGAGUCUUGGCUGUUCCGAUCUUGCAGGCUGGCCGGGCCUUCUUUUUAACCGACUAUGUUACGCGAUAACUCCGCCCUUUGU
Hyposmocoma kahamanoa is the source of this 1052-nucleotide messenger RNA. RefSeq names its product DCN1-like protein 4 (gene SCCRO4). The transcript is spliced from 7 exons. Lineage: Eukaryota; Metazoa; Arthropoda; Insecta; Lepidoptera; Cosmopterigidae. Gene Ontology annotation, cellular component: ubiquitin ligase complex. Gene Ontology annotation, molecular function: ubiquitin conjugating enzyme binding; cullin family protein binding; ubiquitin-like protein binding. The coding region runs from base 285 to 1019 and encodes 244 amino acids. Gene Ontology annotation, biological process: protein neddylation; positive regulation of ubiquitin-protein transferase activity. The record is from RefSeq and is a predicted model, not a curated record.